UUCAAAAACUUUUUUACCCAUUCUGAUUUACCAGAACCAGUACUUCCUGACACAAUCAUCGUGAAGGGGUGCUUAAACAGUGUGUGAAUAAAAUCAACGUGUUCAAAUCCGUUCAUUUUAAAAGGUACAAUUCAAUCAUUUUACCGGUAUAUAUAGAUCAAAAAAAAUUUAAUUUCUAUUCAGAACUAUGGAAUUUCUCACGCUUAUGAUUUGGGGUGUGGAAGAUGGGGUGCCAUUUAUUCCUGAGCCUGCGCAACCUGAGCCUGAAUUAGUUAUUGCUGACGAAGAAACGGAGCCACCUACAUUAGCAGCUAUGGAAGAAAACGUUACGGAAGCAAAGGAGGAGCAAAAGGUACUAUUUUUAUUUAAAAAACACAAUUAAUUUUAAUUUCAGACCCCUACACCAGCAUUUGGUGUUCCUGUUGAUGAAAAGGUUAAAGAAGAAACGGAGGAGGAAGAUAUUGACGAGGCUAUGCUCG
Molecule: messenger RNA, 479 nt
Organism: Meloidogyne enterolobii
Lineage: Eukaryota; Metazoa; Nematoda; Chromadorea; Rhabditida; Meloidogynidae
Source: the annotation of a GenBank genome assembly